GAUGGUAAAGGCGAACGUCAUGGGAGUGCAGCUGAAAGAUUAUUGGCAGCACAAGCAAAGAAAAACCAAAGUUUGCCAAAUCGUUUAUUUGCUGAUAUUCACCCUGUUACUCAAGUACUACAACCAUCACUUAAUAAAUUUAUAUAG
This is a messenger RNA of Entrophospora candida, 147 nucleotides long. The record is from the annotation of a GenBank genome assembly. NCBI's taxonomy places the organism in Eukaryota, Fungi, Glomeromycota, Glomeromycetes, Entrophosporales, Entrophosporaceae.